CACACAACAAGCAACAGAGGAGAAACACAACCAAAAAGCCUAUAAAGAAAUGGCAUUCUCUUCUUCCUUCCUUGUCCUCGCCGCUCUUCUCGCAUUGGUCCCAUGGCAGGGCAUAGCCUCCGACCCUAGCCCACUCCAAGACUUUUGUGUCGCCGACAAGAAGUCUCCAGUGUUUGUCAACGGGUUUGUUUGCAAGAACCCUAAGGAUGUUAAUGCUGAUGAUUUCUUCAAGGAAGCUAACCUUGACAAGCCUAGGGUGACCAACAAGGUUGGAUCCAACGUCACCUUAAUCAAUGUCAUGCAGAUUGCUGGCCUCAACACCCUCGGCAUCUCACUAGCACGCAUAGACUAUGCGCCCUUAGGUCAGAACCCACCACACACGCACCCUCGGGCCACCGAGAUCCUCACAGUCCUUGAGGGUACAUUGUAUGUCGGUUUCGUCACGUCAAAUCCAGAGAACAAAUUCCUCUCCAAGGUUCUUAACAAAGGGGAUGUGUUUGUGUUUCCCGUGGGGCUCAUCCACUUUCAGUUCAACCCCAACCCUCACAAACCAGCUGUUGCAAUUGCUGCCCUUAGUAGCCAGAACCCAGGAGCUAUCACCAUUGCAAAUGCAGUAUUUGGAUCAAAGCAACCAAUCUCAGAUGAUGUUCUUGCCAAGGCAUUUCAGGUGGAGAAGAAGACAAUUGACUGGCUUCAGGCUCAGUUCUGGGAGAACAACCACUACUAAGUCAGACUUUGGUUAACCUCUAUGGAAGAUCUAUGUUUGAUGUGUGCCAAGAGCUUGCUUUAGUUUCUGGCAGUAUGUGCAUCUCAAUGUUUAAAUAAACGACACAUAUGUCAUGGUACUACAUGUGCCCGUGAGUAUGAAUGUACUUUGAGCUUUCAAAUAAUUAAAA
This is a messenger RNA of Lolium rigidum, 896 nucleotides long. Its product is annotated as germin-like protein 8-11. The coding region runs from base 50 to 727 and encodes 225 amino acids. The record is from RefSeq and is a predicted model, not a curated record. Gene Ontology annotation, cellular component: cell wall. Gene Ontology annotation, molecular function: manganese ion binding. Lineage: Eukaryota; Viridiplantae; Streptophyta; Magnoliopsida; Poales; Poaceae. The transcript has 2 exons.